AUUUCUAAUAUAUACAUGGAUUUUACAGGUAAUAGUAAAGACAUAGAGGCCUUAAAACCAGAGAAAGAAGAUGAAACCCCAGAUGCACCAGAAGCCCCUCCACCUGUCAGCAUGUUCAUCUUCAAACCCAGCAACCCGAUCCGCAGGGCCUGCCACUAUAUUGUCAAUCUUCGUUAUUUUGAGAUGUCAAUCCUUCUUGUGAUCGCCGCCAGCAGUAUCUCCUUGGCUGCUGAAGACCCUGUCAACACUAAUUCGGACAGGAACAAAGUGCUGCGCUAUUUUGAUUAUGUAUUCACUGGUGUCUUCACAUUUGAAAUGAUAAUCAAGAUGAUUGAGCAGGGUUUGAUCUUACAUGAUGGCUCCUAUUUCCGUGACCUGUGGAACAUUCUGGACUUCAUAGUCGUGGUGGGAGCUCUGGUGGCCUUUGCUCUUACGAAUGUGAUGGGGAGUAACACAGGAAGAGACAUUAAAACCAUCAAAUCACUCCGAGUUCUUAGAGUAUUGAGGCCUCUUAAGACUAUUAAAAGACUUCCCAAACUCAAGGCUGUGUUUGACUGUGUGGUCACAUCACUAAAGAAUGUCUUCAACAUCCUCAUUGUCUACAAGCUCUUUAUGUUCAUAUUUGCAGUAAUUGCAGUGCAACUUUUCAAAGGGAAAUUUUACUACUGUACCGACAGUUCCAAGGACACAGAAGACGAGUGCAAGGGUUACUACAUUGACUAUGACAAAGACAAGAAAAAGGAGAAACGGGAGUGGAAGAGACGUGAUUUUCAUUAUGAUAACGUCAUCUGGGCUUUGUUGACUCUCUUCACUGUAUCCACUGGGGAAGGGUGGCCGCAAGUUUUGCAGCACUCUGUGGAUGUGACCGAGGAGGACCGGGGUCCCAGUCAGGGAAACAGAAUGGAGAUGUCCAUCUUUUACGUCAUUUAUUUUGUGGUGUUCCCCUUCUUCUUCGUCAACAUAUUCGUGGCUCUCAUUAUCAUCACCUUCCAAGAGCAGGGUGACAAAAUGAUGGAGGAGUGCAGUCUGGAGAAAAACGAGAGGGCUUGUAUCGACUUUGCCAUCUGUGCCAAACCUUUGACUCGCUAUAUGCCUCAGAACAGAGAGACCUUACAGUACCGGCUGUGGCACUUUGUGGUGUCUCCCGUAUUUGAAUACACCAUACUGACGAUGAUAGCCCUUAACACCAUUGUUCUCAUGAUGAAGCAUCAUGAUCCUCGUAUUGAAGGCUAUGACAAUGCGCUAAAAUACCUCAACACUGUAUUCACUGUUAUUUUCACUGUGGAAUGUGUUCUCAAGAUCCUGGCAUUUGGAAUUAUGAAUUAUUUCAGAGACACUUGGAAUAUAUUUGACUUUAUCACAGUUCUAGGAAGCAUCACUGAAAUUGUGGUUGACAAAGUCCAGUAUAUAAAAGAGAAAAAUCAGUCUGCCUCAUAUACAGGAUUUAAUAUGGGCUUCCUGAAGUUAUUCCGGGCAGCUCGGCUGAUUAAGCUUCUGCGUCAGGGCUACACCAUUCGUAUUCUGCUCUGGACUUUUGUCCAGUCCUUCAAGGCUCUUCCAUAUGUCUGUCUGCUAAUCGCCAUGCUGUUUUUCAUCUAUGCCAUCAUUGGCAUGCAGGUAUUUGGCAACAUCAAGCUAAAUCCAAAAAGCCAAAUCAACGAACACAAUAACUUUAGGUCAUUUUUUGGUGCUCUUAUGCUGUUGUUUAGGAGUGCAACAGGUGAGUCAUGGCAAGAAAUCAUGUUAUCAUGUUUAGGAGAGAAGGAUUGUGAAAAAGACGAAUCACUCAACAACUCAACGACAACUGAGAAAAAAGAUUGUGGUACAGAAUUUGCAUACUUCUACUUUGUCUCCUUCAUCUUCUUCAGUUCUUUUCUGAUGCUAAAUCUGUUUGUGGCCGUGAUCAUGGAUAAUUUUGAGUACCUGACACGUGAUUCGUCCAUUCUGGGUCCUCACCACUUGGAUGAGUUUGUACGGAUCUGGGGAGAGUAUGACCGUGCAGCAUGUGGAAAACUACACUAUAAGGAGAUGUACAAAGUAGUACGCACAAUAUCACCUCCUCUGGGCUUUGGAAAGAAUUGCCCCUACAGGGUGGCGUGCAAGCGGUUGGUUCUGAUGAACAUGCCAGUGGAUGAGGACAUGUCCGUCCACUUCACCUCCACUCUUAUGGCCCUGAUACGCACUGCACUGGACAUUAAAAUCGCUCAAGGGGGUGAGGACAGGGGUCAGAUGGACAUAGAAUUGCAGAAGGAAAUCAGUGUCAUCUGGCCAAACCUCUCCCAGAAAUCUCUUGAUCUGCUAGUACCCAUCCAUAAAGCCAGUGACAUGACCAUUGGGAAGAUUUAUGCAGCCAUGAUGAUCAUGGACUACUACAAGCAAAACAAAGCUAAGAAGCUCCGUCAACAGCUUGAGGAACAGAAACAUGCACCGAUGUUCCAGCGCAUGGAUGCAUCUUCACUGCCACAGGACAUUCUCUGCAGUGCCAAAGCUCUGCCAUUCCUGUCAAACUGUGCAAGGUCUGCCCUGAGUAGAGCUGGGUUUGUAGGACCGAGUCCCUUAUCACCCCAAGACGUCUUCAUGCAACCCUUUGUCCAAGACAGCAUGGAAGAGAGGGAUGAACACCAACACCAGUAUCACCUUCAGAGUAUGGUGCCAGAGUACAAAGAAUUGAACAUUUUGCUGUGCCCCACUAGCAUGCAGGCCGAUCCUCUGCAAGUGCCAGGGAGAGGCGUCUCUAUCCGAGCCUCUUCCAUGCCUCGCCUGGCAGUAGAGCCACAGGUGUCUUCAGAGAGUAAACUGAUAAAGCGCUCAUUCUCCACGAUCGGUGAUCAGUGUGUGAAUGGUGACUGGCAGGAAGAGUUCUCUCUGGAGAGGGUGAGCCCAGACCGACUGGAAAGACCCAGGCAAAGAAGCUUUAGAGCUGUCAGGUCAAACCUGCGGGAGCCAGUGGACAAAGAGAGAGGACGGUCUAAAGAGCGAAGACACCUGCUGUCUCCAGACGUGUCUCGCUGCAACUCAGAGGAAAGGAGUCGGUCCCAGGAGAGACGCCACUCUCGAUCGCCAAGUGAGGGCAGGAAACACACGACCCUCAGACAGGGAAAUGGUUCAGGCAGCCCAAUUCCACCCACUUCUGAUUCAGGGACGCCCCGAGGGCGCCGUCAACUCCCACAGACACCUUCUCGGCCUCGGCCCCACAUCUCCUACUCUCCGUUAGUGUGCCGUGCCCAUCAGACACAAGGAGAGGCACGGUCACGGGCACUGCCCUCAGAGGAAGCGAAGGGACCAACCGGGACCAGGCAGGGCACUGCCAUGGCCCACUCUACCCCUCAACGCUACAUCUCGGAGCAAUACCUGUCACUGCAGGAGGAUGUUAACACUCCAGACUCAAGUGGUGUAGAGGACACUCUCACUUUUGAGGCGGCCAUGGCCACCAGUCUGGGAUGCUCCAACACCAUCAGCUCUGCUCCACAACUACGUCACACCUGGCAGGUGCCUAACGGACAUUUCCGUAAACGACUAGCACAAGCUGCAUCGGGGACAUCAGGCUGUGAGCUUCUUAGUGACGCUGAUGAGGAUGACCGGUGUUAGACUGACGUUUGGGUUGGUGCCUCUAAACUUUGUGCCUCAAUCUAAGGAAUAAAUAGUACUGUGUGUUUAUUUGUGCGUUUGUGAAUGUGGAGUCUUAUCAGAGAUGUGUGAUCAUCUCAGAAGAACCAAACUAAAGAUCUGAAGAUCACAAACUGCUUGUGAGGAAAGGACAGCAGUCAACAGUCCUAGCAUAAGCACACUGAGGUUGAAGAUCGGGUCUGUGCCCUUACGCUUUCUCUGAACCCACCCACAGAUGAAGUGCUGGCUAAUGCAAAUGCAUCCAACGCAUCAUCAGGAUUUAGGUCUUGCCUGAACGCACUCUGGUUUCUAAA
Messenger RNA from Carassius auratus (goldfish), 3920 nucleotides. RefSeq names its product voltage-dependent R-type calcium channel subunit alpha-1E-like. The record is from RefSeq and is a predicted model, not a curated record. Bases 16 to 3588 code for a protein of 1190 amino acids. Gene Ontology annotation, molecular function: high voltage-gated calcium channel activity. NCBI's taxonomy places the organism in Eukaryota, Metazoa, Chordata, Actinopteri, Cypriniformes, Cyprinidae. The transcript has 27 exons. Gene Ontology annotation, biological process: calcium ion import across plasma membrane; chemical synaptic transmission. Gene Ontology annotation, cellular component: membrane; voltage-gated calcium channel complex; neuronal cell body.